Linum trigynum is the source of this 4232-nucleotide messenger RNA. Lineage: Eukaryota; Viridiplantae; Streptophyta; Magnoliopsida; Malpighiales; Linaceae. The record is from the annotation of a GenBank genome assembly.
UUAUCCAAUCGAUCGAUAAUCCGAUUUUCGCCGUUAUAGUGUCGAAAUGCUCGAUUUUAAAUCGCGAACUUUCUAGCGAUCGAAAUACGAUUUUAGCCGAAACGGGAUGUUACACUUGGGUUAUCGUGAAGGGUCCCGACCACCUCGAACGAAGGUUGCUCGGAAAGAGUUUUAGGCGUGCAUUAAAGAGAAAAACACGGUCACCUACCUGAAACUCCUUCGGACCCUUCAACCGAGUGUCGUGGAGAUGCUUCGUUCGCUCCUUGUAGAGCAGGGUGUUCUCGUAGGCGUGGAAACGCCAUUCCUCAACCUCCAGCAGUUGUAGCAUACAUUCUGUACCUACAACACUCAAAUCUAGAUUUAGCAGCUUAAGGGCCCAGAAGGACUUGUGCUUUAGCUCUAUUGGCAAAUGAUAAGCCUUCCCAUAGACAAUCCUAUAUGGUGAAGUACCAAUCAGGGUUUUGUAGGCUGUCAUAUAUGUCUAAAGAGCAUCAUCGAGCUUGGUGGACCAAUCUUUUCGGGACUGAUCCACCGUAUUUUCAAUUAUUCUCUUAAGCUCCUAGUUCGUCAGCUCGGCUUGACCAUUCGCCUGGGGAUGGUAAGCCACCAUAACGAGAGAGGAUCUUAGUGAAUUUCCCUUGAAAAUGGGUCCCCCUAUCACUUAUGAUGGCGCGAGGUGUCCCGAACCGGGAGAACAUCUGCUCCUCAAAUGAGCAGACCCGUCUUGCAUCAUUGGUGGGCAUGGCUUGAGCUUCUGCCCACUUCGAGACGUAUUCUACCGCAACAAAUAUGUACAAAUUACUGAAAUAUGGAGGGAAUGGCCUAUGAAAUCGAUGCCCCAAACAUAAAAAUUUUCACAAACAACAGAUAUAUAUUGGGGCAUCUCAUCCCGGGAAGAAAUGUUACCUAACCUCUGGCAGCGGUCGCACUGUCGUACGAAGGUGUCUGCAUCCUGGAAGAGCGAGGGCCAGUAGAAGCCCGACUGUAGCACCUUCCGUGCCGUGCGGUUUCCUCUAUGAUGACCGCCGGUAGGUCCCUCGGGGCAUUAAGACAGGAUGUCUCCCAUCUCAUGCUCCAUAACGCAGCGCCGGAUCACGCCAUCUGCUCUGAUCCUGAAGAGGUAAGGAUCCUCCCAGAAAUAAUGCUUCAGGUCAGAGAAGAACUUGCACUUUGCAUGUGUGGCGAUCCCCUUAGGAACCUGUUUUCCCACCACAUAAUUGGCAAAGUCAGAAUACCAAGGGGUAACACUCUCGACCAAGGUCAUCACCAGCAAUCGCUCACCCGGGAAGGAGUCAUUGAUAUCUUCCACGAAGUUGUCCACCGGAGGGGCUUCCAACCGUGAAAGAUAAUCUGUAGCAACAUUUUCGAAUCCCUUCCUGUUGACUCGCUAUGACAUAACUCCUAACAAUGGCCAAGUGUAACCAAUGAAAGGGACUGCAGUAUAGUGGCUCAAGUAAUAAAUAUCGAAUCCACUAGUAUGAUUCCCCCUAGCCACUAGCCAAAUUCAUGAUUGAUGAUUUCUAACUUGUUUCACUUUCAUUCACAAUGCGGAGAAUCCUUGACUAUACCUUGAAUCUCGACUAAAGGAUCAAGGCCCUCUUGAGUCGAUUGCCUAGAGGGACGUAUCCUUCUCUAGAACAACCGAUCAAGGUGUUCUGAACUAGACUCCCUCUAUCGAAUGAGGUUCUCAAUCGAUACAAUACUAUCAACCCUCGACUAAAGCAAUCGAUCCAAUACUAUCAAUAUAUGGUGCUCUAUUGACCUAAUCAGGUAUUCGCUCUCAUAGGAUCAAAGCAGAAUCAAUAAUCUCGACUAAAGCAUAACUGAAUCAUGAAAACGUGCAUAGAUUGAAUAUGAACUCAAGAUUAUCAAGUAGGAGUACUCAUACAAAUAUCCAAUGAAACAAACAUAGCUAGGGUUCCUCAAAACCUGCAGUAAGAAUCUUCAGAUGAUCAGUCUUUAAGUCCGGGCUUGUUCCUCGAGCUUCCAAGGCAAAGAAAUCCUCCAAUUCCACUCUUAGAAUGCCCUCAAAUCGCCCUCUCUCUCAUUGGUUCGUCCCUUGGGUGUUUGGGAUCCAAAACCCAGCUCUCUCUUGCAAAAAUGCACAAAAAAGGCUUUUAACAGCCUGCGUUCGCGAUCCCCGGUCAGAAUACCCGGUCGGGUAUUUAGAGAACCAGUCGGGUAUCAACAAAAUGCUCCGGGUCACUCUUCUGGGCAAGAGGGAAAAUACCCGGUCGGGUAUUUUUGGUUCACGACAGGGGGACCUUCUGAUGCUGCCAAAAAUACCCUAUCAGAUGGUCAAAAUACCCGGUAGGGUAUUAUGGUCGGGUAUUUUGCAGUUCCGGGUCCCCUAUCUUUGAUUCUUCGUUUCUCCCUGGUUCGGACUCCAAAUCAAGUACCGUUUGAUCCCAGACGCUCGUAGUCUCAUCCUCUUUCUUUUCAUGGAAAGAUUGCAUGAUUAUAUGGUCACAAACUGAGGUAUAAAUCCAUUCUUCUUCAAGUCAUACCCGAGUUUCUUCCCCCGAGUCGCCAAUUGAUCUCCGAUUGACUUGAAACUUGCGCCUAGGCUUCACUUUAUGUGCUAGGACCUAAAAUGUGAUAAAGGAACACAACCUAGCAUAAAAUAGGCCAAAGAAGCGAUAAUGCAAGCUUAAAAGAUCAAGAAACAAAGGGGAAAACAUGUGCAAAUAUCGAGUCAUCAAAUCCCCCCACAAACCGUUUGCUUGUCCACAAGCAAACCUAACUCAAACCAAUGCAGCUCUCAAGAACUCUAUAGCAACAUGCACCCUCGAUCGUUGAUAGAGGAUUUUCUAGAUCAUUUAGCAGCUAACAAGGUCAACCGACGCAUAAGUCAUCUCAUAGCUUCUUCGGCGAGAACGCUAGUCUCGAGUUGGCAUCAUGGCAAAUAGUGAUCCGAGGACAAAUGAAUCGUGGACGAAUGGACUAUCAAAAACAAAAGAUCAUGGACUCUCAUUUUUAAGGUGCUCUAUUUUCUUCUUGGAGAUGGUUGGAACACCUUUUCUUUCUUUGUUUUCCCUUGUUUUUCUGUUUUUCAGAAAAUGGGGGCUCUCACCUAGCAGAGGUUUUGCGGGAGCCCGGCUCUUACCGGCCAUGCCAGGAGAGGAUGUCUCGAGCCUCGUGCGGAGGAAAGAUAUGUAAGAGGGCUGGAGGUCGUAGGUGGAAAUUGGGAACGGAUUCCCAUCUCCCCUUACACACUUUCGCCCUAUUCGCACGGGAGACGUUAUUUUAAAACACAUUUUCGAGCACCAUUUAUUUCAAAACAUUAUACAAGAGUCCAUGACGGGUAGAGAGUUCACAACACCACACAAUUCAAGGUUCCUAAGAUCACUAAUUCACACAAUCAACCAACACAAAUAUGAAGAAGAAAGGAGACUUCUUAAAUGCAUCAACAUCCUCCAUAGUGCUACACUACCUCCCUAGGUUGCACAUUACUAUAGAGACUGUCAAUUCAAAGCAUACUAAACAGGCAAUUGCAAGGAACACGUACUUGGAGCCCUCAAAUUUAAAAAUUUGGACAGUGGACUAGGCUCCAAGCGCACAAACAGAUCUAAGCAUUCACACGCAUACAUAAUCGAACACCCCCCACACUUAAGCACGACAUUGUCCUCAAUGGAGAAAAGAUAAGAAGUUGACACGCCAAAACAUAACACCAAACUGCGACCAAGUGUAAUCGCAGUCCGGGAAUGCAGUAAAAUGGCAAGUUCUAUUAUCAACUCGGGGUCUAGAUCUACUGCUUACUCCGUGAUUAUCUAUUAUCUAGCCAACUAAGUUAAGUGUUUUUUGUUUUAAGCAAAAGCAUAAAGAAAGCAGGAAUUGGUACGGUUUUCUCAAGCAAAGAAGAGUCACUCGGGAAUGAGUCCCCCUAGCUCCUUAGUUAGGUCUCAAUUGUAAUUUCCCUGGGUUUAUUUACUGUUGAUUAGACUGCGGUAGCUUGGAAUCUCUUAAGCUGACCAAGCCCUCUCAGUCUAACUACCCAGCAGACGACUAGUCUUCACCGGGAUAGAAAGCUGAAGCAAUAAGCACAGAACUCCACUACUAGAAUUGAAUUCCAGUACAAAGCAGUAAACUGGCUAACUCUCGUAUAGCCAAUCUCCUACUACCGAAUGAUGAGGCUCUAACAACCAAAUCAGAUUCUAUCUAUCUUAGGUUGCAGCAGAAAUCAGGAAAAGCUUAUCAGACUUCAAUUGACUCAAUAAACAUGCAUCAUUCGA